CUCAUUUCUUUCCUCUAAAAAAAAAAAUUCCUUAUGAGUUUGCCAAUUUAGAGAGUCCACACGAUAAGCAAUCAAAGCACACAUAAAAGACCACAAAUAAAAAUUACUCCUUAUUUUCAGAUUUGAAAAUGAUUGUGACGGUGCCAACUGCUCACUCCUCCUCUUCCAUACUUGGUUUUAGAAGCAUUAUAUCAAAAACGCCUCCGCCAUUAAUUCAUCAAAGCUUUUUUCUGCCCGCUAAAUUUUCAUGGUCCUCAACACCCCUUCAUUUCUCUCUACAAAAUGGCACAAAGCUCAUGGCUUCUACUUCAACAUCUGCAGUUGCAAAUGCAGAAUUCUCAGAGGAACCAGCAACCAGAGUAAAAUUUCUUAAAUCUGUAGAUCUUCCGGGUUGUUCAAGUUCAUUGUCCUUGCUUGGAACAGGCUACAGGGAAAAAGUUUUUGCAAUUAUCGGUGUUAAGGUGUAUGCAGCUGGACUUUAUGUGAAUCCAUCCUUGCUGAAUGAGUUGAUUUCUUGGAAAGGAAAGGCAAAACUCGAAAUCGAACAAGAUUUGGCAUUAUUCCAAUCUAUUUACCUAUCAUCUUCGGAAAAAUCAUUGCAAAUCGCUCUGGUAAGAGAUGUUGAUGGGAAAACGUUUUGGGAUGCCUUGGAUGAAGCCAUUUCUCCUAGAGUUAAAGCACCGACUCCUGUUGAUGAAUCGGCCCUUUCAACUUUUCGGAGUAUCUUCCAGGGACUAUCACUAAAGAAAGGCACUUUAAUUCUUUUAACUUGGCUUGAACCAUCCAAGAUGCUGCUGUCCGUGUCUUCGAAUGGGAUACCUACGAAUGUAGAUGCCACAAUCGAGUCGAUGAAUGUUACGCGGGCCCUAUUUGAUGUGUUCUUUGGAGAUUCACCGGUUUCCCCUACCUUAAAGUCUUCACUUGCCAAUGGUUUGGCAACGAUCUUGUAGUUAUGUGCAACACAAUGCUGCAACUAAACGGAUUAUGCUAUUAUAUAUGUCAUUACUUUUUUAAACAGAUAUUAAAGAAAUUGUUUUUCUAAAAUCAGCUACAUUUAUUGUGCAAAAAACCCAGUAGUGGUAAACAGGAAUGAAUUGUCCUUAGAUUUCCAGAUAAAUGAUAAUGUUUGUUUUGUUAAUUCAAUGGAUUUUUUUAAAGCGGUAAAAUGUAAA
This is a messenger RNA of Amaranthus tricolor (Joseph's coat), 1172 nucleotides long. Its product is annotated as fatty-acid-binding protein 3, chloroplastic. The coding region runs from base 129 to 950 and encodes 273 amino acids. The transcript has 5 exons. Gene Ontology annotation, molecular function: fatty acid binding; intramolecular lyase activity. Gene Ontology annotation, cellular component: chloroplast stroma. NCBI's taxonomy places the organism in Eukaryota, Viridiplantae, Streptophyta, Magnoliopsida, Caryophyllales, Amaranthaceae. Gene Ontology annotation, biological process: fatty acid metabolic process. The record is from RefSeq and is a predicted model, not a curated record.